AUGAGAUUAGCUUUUAAAUCAUUUUAUUCAACGAAUUCUAUAAGUUCAUAUUUCUCUAAACAACCAUUGAAUUAUGAAACAUAUCUUCAACGAUUAAAGAAAUUCCCAACUAUUUAUAACACAUGUGACUCCAAAGAUAAGCAAUCAUUACUUAUAGAUUAUAUCAAUGCGAAUAGAACUUUACAGUUACACAAUACAUAUUAUACUCGUUCUAAUAAUAAAAAUAAAGACUUUCUUGGAAUUCAAUUUUCACCUAACAACCAAGAACUAGAAAGUCAAUUAUAUAAAACAUUAUUCAACAAGUAUAAACAUGAUUCAAUACCUAAUGCUUUGAUUAUUAAGCAAUAUAUCAGCACUCCACCGCAACCUAAAGAUGUUCAACAAACCAUAGAAAUAAUACAGGAGAAUUUAAAGUAUAAUUUACGACACAAUAGAGAUGAUGAUACCUCGGUCUUCUAUACGGCAUUGAAUUCGAUAUUGGAUCAGAAUGAUUAUCUUAAUGGAUUCCGAUUGAUAGACGUAACCCUAAAUUCUCCAGAGUAUCAAGAAUUAAAGAAAAUACGAAUGUUAAGAGGAAUUACAGGAUUUGUUAUUGGAAAUAUUGUAUUGACGGGAGUUGAAUCAACACUUUUACCUUUUGUACCUGAACUUGUCUGGUUAAGUGUCAACUUAAUUUCCACAUCAUUAGUGGUUUAUGGCUUAUAUGGAAUACAAUUGAUUCAAGUGGUUGGCAGGGUAAGUUGGAGGAAGUAUAUAUCACAACUUUAUAAGUAUUUACAUCAACAGGAACUAAUUGCCGUCAAUAAGAUAAUUACACAUUUAGAAGAACACAAUGAAGUAAAUGUCCGAAACUAUCAUCAUUCCAAAGUACGGGACUUGCUGAAUUUGAAAAUGUUUACUACGAAUGAUUACAUUUUGGAAAUGCCAAAUGAAUCCAAUGAAUUAAUAGCUUUGAAUAAUCAAGAUAGCAACAAUCAACCAGAUGAAGAUGUAAAACAAUUACAGCUAUUCUUUAAACAAGAAUUAAACAAGCGAAAAAUGGCCUUGUGUGAUUUAUCUGAUGAGUUGUUGUUUUUAGAGUAUUGGAGAACCCAUGGUGAGAAUUUUAAAUGGGUUGAACCCGAUCAAGAUCCAGGAGAAAUUGUUAAAUUGAAUAUCAAGAAUAAGUAA
Messenger RNA from Hemisphaericaspora subhashii, 1170 nucleotides. RefSeq lists its product as uncharacterized. The record is from RefSeq and is a predicted model, not a curated record. The coding region runs from base 1 to 1170 and encodes 389 amino acids. The transcript has a single exon. NCBI's taxonomy places the organism in Eukaryota, Fungi, Ascomycota, Pichiomycetes, Serinales, Debaryomycetaceae.